Molecule: messenger RNA, 2419 nt
Organism: Camelina sativa (false flax)
Lineage: Eukaryota; Viridiplantae; Streptophyta; Magnoliopsida; Brassicales; Brassicaceae
Source: RefSeq, a predicted model, not a curated record
GAUCUUCAUAGAAAACAAAAAGAAGUUAGAGUAGUUUUACUACGUACAUUGUAUUAUUUAAAUGGCUAAUCUAGCAGCUUCCUCUUGCCUCCUCUCAUGUCUCCUUGUUUUGUUCUUAAGUUCAGUCUCAGCAGUCGCUGAUGAAGAUAAACAGGUGUAUAUAGUCUACAUGGGUUCACUUUCCUCUCGAGCGGACUAUAUGCCAACGUCCGAUCACAUGAAUAUUCUUCAAGAGAUCAUCGGAGAAAGUUCGAUGGAAGGACGUUUGGUGAGAAGUUACAAGAGGAGUUUCAACGGUUUCGCAGCCAGGCUCACUGAGUCAGAACGUAUAAGAGUUGCCGAAAUGGAGGGAGUUGUGUCAGUGUUCCCAAACAAGAUGUUACAACUCCAAACGACCACGUCUUGGGACUUCAUGGGCUUAAAGGAAGGAAAAAGAACAAAGAGGAACCCUACCGUGGAAAGUGAUACCAUUAUUGGAGUUAUCGACAGUGGGAUCACGCCGGAAUCUCAGAGUUUUUCCGGCAGAGGCUUUGGUCCUCCUCCAAAGAAAUGGAAAGGUGUUUGUUCCGGCGGCAAAAACUUCACCUGCAACAAUAAGUUGAUUGGGGCAAGAGACUACACAACCGAAGGUCCUAGGGACAUUUCAGGCCAUGGUACACACACGGCUUCCACAGCGGCUGGAAAUGCAGUCGUGGACACGAGUUUCUUUGGAAUCGGCAAUGGAACAGUAAGAGGUGGCGUUCCGGCCUCUAGAAUCGCCGCUUACAAAGUCUGCACCGAUACAGGGUGUAGCUCGGAAGCUCUUCUGGCUGCGUUCGAUGACGCGAUUGCUGACGGUGUGGACCUCAUCACCAUCUCUAUUGGGUUUAAAUUCGCGUCCAUGUUCGAAGAUGACCCGAUCGCGAUCGGAGCUUUUCACGCUAUGGAUAAAGGUAUUCUCACUGUAAGUUCUGCGGGUAAUAGCGGUCCAAAUCCCAACACAGUCUCGCAUGUUGCGCCAUGGAUCUUGACCGUUGCAGCCAGCACCACCAACCGUGGGUUUAUCACCAAAGUUGGUCUUGGAAACGGCAAAACACUUGUCGGGAAGUCAGUGAAUGCUUUCGAUAUGAAAAGAAAGAAGUACCCUCUAGUGUACGGUAAAUCUGCAGCUUCCUCUGGUUGUUCCGCAAAAAAUUCCAGGCUUUGUGCGCCAUCGUGUCUAAACCAAAGUCGUGUGAAGGGAAAGAUCUUAGUGUGUGAUGGUCCGAGUGGUUUCAAGAUAGCUAAAUCAGUUGGAGCUAUUGCAAUCAUUUCUAAAACCCCUAGACCAGACGUUGCAUUCACUCACCAUUUACCUGCCUCUGGUUUAAAUGCAAAAGACAUGAAGUCUCUCGUCUCUUACAUUGAGUCCGAAGAUUCUCCACGAGCGGCUGUUCUAAAAACGGAAACAAUCUUUAAUCAGACAUCUCCUGUUAUCGCUUCCUUCUCUUCUCGCGGUCCAAACACCAUCGCUGUUGAUAUUCUCAAGCCGGAUGUAACAGCACCAGGAGUGGAGAUCCUUGCUGCAUUUUCACCUGAUGGUGAACCGUCCGAAGAUGACACCAGACAUGUGAAGUACUCUGUUUUCUCUGGAACUUCAAUGUCCUGUCCGCACGUUGCAGGUGUGGCUGCGUAUGUCAAGACGUUUCACCCUAAAUGGUCUCCUUCCAUGAUUCAAUCUGCCAUCAUGACAACUGCUUGGGACGUAAAGGCUAGGGGACGUGGCAUCGCAUCGACCGAGUUUUCUUAUGGAGCUGGCCAUGUCGACCCGAUAGCCGCUUUAAAUCCUGGACUUGUCUAUGAAUUAGACAAAGCUGACCACAUAGCCUUCCUCUGUGGCAUGAACUGCACUUCGAAGACCCUUAAAAUCAUCUCGGGUGAUAACGUCAAGUGCUCCAGAAAAAACAAAAUCUUGCCCAGAAACUUUAACUACCCUUCAAUGUCGGCUAAAUUGUCAGGAUCCGCUAGCACCUUCACUGUGACUUUCAACAGAACCUUGACCAAUGUCGGCACGCCAAACUCAACAUACAAAUCAAAGGUCGUCGCAGGUCACGGAUCUAAGCUUAGCGUCAAGGUCACGCCUAGUGUUCUGUAUUUUAAGACAGUGAACGAGAAACAAUCUUUUACGGUCACUGUUACAGGCAGGGACCUCGACUCGGAAGUCCCUUCGUCCGCAAAUCUAAUUUGGUUUGACGGUACACAUAAAGUGAGAAGUCCCAUUGUUGUUUACGAAAUGAUUGUUGAUGAGUCAUGAUUAAUUCACACCAUCGUCAAUCUCAAAUAAAUCUUUAUUGUCUUUGUAACGUUUCUUCAUUUUAUGUUUGAGUUGUUUUAUUGCUCUAUGAUGUUUCAGCUUCUUAUUGCUGAUAAGAGAAAUGUACAAGGUGCUUGAUCGAUGUCA